Molecule: messenger RNA, 3389 nt
Organism: Rana temporaria (common frog)
Lineage: Eukaryota; Metazoa; Chordata; Amphibia; Anura; Ranidae
Gene: TMEM117
Product: transmembrane protein 117
Exons: 8
Coding region: 313-1866 (517 amino acids)
Biological process (GO): intrinsic apoptotic signaling pathway in response to endoplasmic reticulum stress
Source: RefSeq, a predicted model, not a curated record
AACACAGACUCUAUGUACACACACCCUGUUGUCACACUUGUUACAAGUAUCAGCUGCUAGUUUAGCAGUUUGUUGUGAAGACUCAGGGAUGUGAUUUAACAAAACAGGUAGAACAAGUUUGGGUUCCAAAUAAAUCCAUGCCAGAGCUCUGUGUAAUCGGCGUUCUGUAUGGCUCAGAGGUGCCAGCAUAUAAAAAUAGUCAAACGCAGAGGCCAAAUUUAACAUCUGGGGUGCUGCCAAUGACAGAGCAAUCUGAUCUAAUAAUCAGAGGCGCGCAAUCCUAGGGAGUAGACCAGAAAGUUCUGCAUAAGGAUGUUCCAGAAGAUCACAAGGAUGGGUAGAAAUUUCCGGUACUACUUCCAGCAUCCAUGGUCACGCAUAGUAAUUGCUUAUCUGGUGACGUUUUUCAAUUUUUUAAUAUUUGCUGAGGAUCCGGUGUCUCACAGCCAGACGGAAGCCAACGUUAUUGUUGUAGGGAACUGCUUCUCAUUUAUAAUGACCAAAUAUCCGGGAGGAGCUUGGAACUUUUUAAAAGUCCUUUUUUGGCUUAUUGCCAUCAUCGUUGGCCUUGUGGCCGGGAAGUUCCUAUUUCACCAACGUUUAUUUGGUCAUUUACUGCGCCUUAAAGUGUUUAGAGAGGAUCAUGGCUCUUGGAUGACCAUGUUUUUCAGCACAAUACUUUUCCUCUUUAUCUUCUCACAUAUCUACAAUCUUUGUCUACUUAUGGCUGGAAAUAUGAGUCCAUACAUUAUAACCGAAUUUAUGGGCAUCAGGAAUGAGAGCUUCAUGAAGGUAGCAGCAGUUGGAACGUGGAUGGGAGACUUUGUGACAGCUUGGAUGGUGACAGACAUGAUGCUUCAGGACAGUCAAUACCCAGACUGGGGUAAAUCUGCACGAGCUUUCUGGAGGAGGGGGAACAUCCGGAUAAUUUUGUUCUGGACAGUGUUAUUCAGUCUGACCUCUGUGGUUGUUCUUGUCAUCACUACUGACUGGAUAAGCUGGGACAAGCUGAAUCGUGGAUUUCUACCCAGUGAUGAAGUCUCAAGAGCUUUUUUGGCAUCCUUUAUCUUGGUUUUUGACCUUCUGAUUGUUAUGCAGGACUGGGAAUUUCCACACUUUAUGGGAGAUGUUGAUGUCAAUCUUCCUGGUUUAUCUACAUCACACAUGCAGUUCAAACUGCCAAAAUGUCAAAGGAUAUUUAAAGAAGAAUAUCACAUACAUAUAACAGGUAAAUGGUUCAACUAUGGGAUUAUCUUUCUUGUGCUUAUCCUUGAUCUCAACAUGUGGAAGAACCAAAUCUUUUACAAGCCAUCACCAUAUGGCCAGUAUAUAGGCCCAGGUCAAAAGAUCUAUACAGUUGAAGAUGCUGAAAGUUUACAAUAUCUUAACCAGACGAUGCUAUCUUGGGAAUGGAGGUCAAACAACACAGACCCUUAUACUAACAGAAGCUAUGUUGAAGGCGACAUGUUCCUUCAUAGCAGAUUUAUUGGGGCAAGUCUUAAUGUGAAAUGCUUGGCUUUUAUUCCUAGCGUUUUGGCCUUUGUGUUGUUUGGAUUCUUUAUUUCAAUCUUUGGGCGCUUUCAUAAAAGUGAACAAGGCAUGGAGAAUAAAGAUAAAUCGUACAAACGCAUCAACAAGAAGUCACCUUCUGAACACAGCAAGGAAAUGGGAAUGACUAUAGAAAAUUUGCAAGCUGUUGUAGAGGAGCCCUUAUGUCUACAUCACCCAGCACUUGUAGAUGGAAGGACAAAGGAAGAUGAAGUGUUGUGCUACCCUUCUUCUUCGACAGAGUUGGAUAAUCCCUCUUCAUUGUCACAAUCUGAGCCAGUGGCGGACAUCGUCCCCUAUGAUGAGGCUAAUAGUUAACCAUGUGUCAAAUGGACAUGGCAGUAAUGUAUAUUAUAGGUUUCCUAUACCUUUGUUGCUCAAGUAAAUAAUUAUACGGUAACUGGUGCUCAAAAAUGUAAAAUCUACACAUUUUUGUAUUUUGCUAUGUGCCUAUAUUUAACAUUCCUUAGAACGUAUGUAGGUGCACACCUGAUAGUUGCACAUAAAUUUAACAUUUUAGGGUUAUUUAAUAAACACUAACCAUGCGUUUUAGCAAUGAAAUAUUACCCAAUUAGAGCUCAAAUCAGUUGCGUUUAUUUGACCCUGAAUAGGGUUAUAAAUUAAUAAAAGGUGCAAGGUGUUUCUGUAAUUUUAGUGUGGUUUUCUAGAAUAGAGCAGACUUUGAGAACUAGCAUUUGACUUUAUCACAACUAGGUUUAUACUUCCUCCAGUAAGGUCCUGUAAACCUCUGUAAUAAAGUGAUAUACCAACUUAGGGCUUUACGAAUAACCUCCUUCCUUCAACACUUACAACUAUUUGGCAAACAUGUUCCAUUUAAUUUUUGGGUCCCGGUGAAGCCCCAUGGCCAGUAGUUUUGUCUCUUGACAUAUAUGGAUAAAUACUGGAUUUUAGUAGUUUAGUGGAUAUACAGGGGGUGGAUAAAAUAAAUAACAUGACAAAAAUAGUUCAGAUUUGUGCAUACUUUUUAAAAACAUAAUCGCUUGCUUAGAUUAGCCCUCACCUGCAGUCCAUUCACAUAGAAAUGUACAACCCUCAUUCAGUGCUAUGCCAUCUGACAACAGUGAAUGUUAAAAAAAAAAGAAAGAAAAAUGAAAGGGCUGUCAAGUGCAACAUUUGCCAUAUUUCACAUAUGGGUAAUGUUACAAGAACCUUAAUUACUCAUUAAAUAGUAGGACAACCACCACCUGGCUGUGGUGUGGCAAGGUUCUCUGAAAUAUAUUCACAUUUCAGUAGAUAACAUUUCACUAGUGGCAACCGGUGGUAUUUUUUGGAAGGGUGACAUCGGUGGCCUCAUCUGCUCGGCAGCAGGGUACAUCUUUCCCUGCUCUCUACGGGCAUCAUGGCUGCUUACAUUUCCUCCCCCCUCCUCGGUAGCCAACUGGAAAGCAGGUCUCAUACCCACUUCUAAUUAGCCAGAUUGAGGAUCUGUGUUUUAAUAGCGAAUAUUCAUUCGCUGUUGCUUUGCCUCUGGCUCUGGCCUCUGGCUCUAAUCAGGUGCUUCAAAAAAACAACGCCGCUGCUGUAAUUCAUGCGCCCGGCAUCCUGAAAGGAUGAAUAGGGGGUAGCGACUGUGGAUAGAGGGGGUGGCGCCCGGGUGCCCCUAACGGAUGGGUCGCCACUGCAUAUCACAUAAAGUAUAUGUAAUAAAGCUUGGGUGUCUUAAUUAUAAAUGUUUUUACAUAAGAUGAACACAACUUUCACCUAUGAUUUGCACAUUUUGAAGAAUCCUGGAUAAAAGGUCUUGUGUUAAAACCUUUAUUAAUAAUGCAUAGUGUCAGGUCAGCUUUAAGGCCCCGUACACACGACCGAACAUGUCUGCU